CGGCGAAGCGAUUCGCCAGCAGUCACGGUUCGGACUCCGUUACGGUUAUACUCGACUGCCGCCGCCGUCGAUACGUUUUAGCUUCGCGCGCGAUCGAAUACAUCGUUAUUUCUAUCGUCGUAUUAGUUGUUGUUGUUGCGGUUGUUGUUGCUGUUGUUCCAUAGAUCGAUAGUGAACAGUCGGCAAAGGGAAAACGUGCGCCGGUCCUUUAGAGAUUCGAAAUCGAGUCGUAACAUUUAUCGCGUCCACGUCGUAACGCAGUGGUGACGCGCAACGUGUUGAUCUGGGGUAGCGAUCCACCUAGUGCAGAAAUUUGGAUUACCGUCGGAUCGCGGUGCAGCUACUUGAUUGCUGGGAUUCGAAGCAAAAAGACAAUAUUACCGUCAGACGAGGGCGUUCGGCUCUUCGGUCGUGUUUAGUGUUCCACUCGUAGCGGAUCCGACUCUCCACUGCCAACGGUCGACAAGAGAAAACUUGUAUAACCAGUUUAAGAAAAGAACACGAUAAGCGAACGUUGUCAGCACCCCCGCCAUCGAAAUGAACUGCACUUGACGCCGAGGACGACGACAACGUGUACGCACGUGCGGCGUGUGUGUUGGUCGACGAUGGACAAGCGAGACGCAGUCACGCGAUUGGUGUACGCGUUGCUGUUGGCCUUCGUGUUCUGUGUGGAACGGAUUAUUGCUGAUUUCGGCGAUGGCGGCGGAGAAGAGGACGGCGGAGAUACCGGCGGAGGCGGUUUACCGAUGAUGUCGGCUAUGGAAAAGAUUACUACCGCGUCGGGGUACGGGGGCCGGAAGCAGAGAGUGCACCACCACAAACGUCAUUUGUCGAGAUCUUCGUCGUCGUCGGCGGCGGUCCACUAUCCCCCCGGGAACGCGCUGAUUAACGAGCUCGGUAGCCCGGACAACAUGUUCGUCACCGAGAACGGUACCGUUGUCACGUCGCAGAUCGGCGGCAGCGCUAUCCUUCCGUGCGCCACAGCCAAACUCGGCACAGCCACGGUGUCUUGGAUCAGACGGAUAGACUACACUAUUUUAACUAUAGGGACGAGAAGUUACAGCAGUGACAAACGAUUUUACGUAGACCACACCAGACAUUUAAAGACGUGGAAUUUGGAGAUAACACCGGUGGAAGCAACGGACGCCGGUUUGUACGAAUGUCGCAUAGCUACGCACCCGACGACUAGUAAUUUCGUACAUCUGAAAGUCACAGAGGCCAGAGCGGAAAUCCUCGGUGCACCGGACCUGUACAUAAUGAGUGGCAGCAGCCUGCGACUGGUAUGUCGAUUGCAAGGAUCCACCCAAGCACCUCUAUUCGUCUUCUGGUACCAUUCCGAUCGGAUGAUCAAUUUCGACACAGAUCGGGGGCUCAUCGUGCACAUCAACAGCACGGAAAGCGAUCUCAUCAUGCCGUACACGAACACGUCGGACAGCGGCAACUACACGUGCCAACCUCAAAACAUACCGCCGGCCACUAUACACGUGCACGUGCUUCAAUCUGAAGUACCGGCGGCCAUGCAACACGGCGUUCGUAGCUCGACUUCGGGGUCAUUCGCCAUCUCCAAUUGUGCUAUGUUCACGAUAAUUUAUAUGCUGUUGCAAAUGUUAAGCUAAAAUGGACUGUAAAUAAAUGGGGUUUACUGCUACUACAACUACUGAUACUACAUUAUUAUUAUUAUUAUUAUUAUUAUUAUACUUUAUUUUUCAUCCAUGUUAUUUACUUUAAAUAAUAACAAAAGUAAUAAUGAUGGCAAUGAUGCAUCAUGAAAUCGCCCACACGAGUUGUUAAAAGUUGUACAAUUAACGAACAAAUUUACUUGAAAAAACAAAUUGAAAAAAAUAACGAUAGUAACGAAUUAGUUAACUUAUAUUUUCGAUUAUUUUAAUUCGAGGAAGCAUUGUUGCAAAGAAAAGGAUUAAUUGUAGUCGUAUUAUUAUUACUUUUUUGUAGUUUUAUUGACACUAAUGGAAUUCAUUAACAUUGUACACGAAAGGGUUACUAAUAAUUAUUGAAUUCUGUUGAAAUUGGAAUUGUUUUCAAUAAAUCAUAACGUAGGUAAUUAAAACAGGAUUUAUUUUAAGUUAGGAAUACUUAAGUAUUAUUAUUUUUUUUUUUUUUUUUUAUCAUUGA
This is a messenger RNA of Sipha flava (yellow sugarcane aphid), 2133 nucleotides long. Its product is annotated as hemicentin-2-like. Gene Ontology annotation, cellular component: neuron projection membrane. The record is from RefSeq and is a predicted model, not a curated record. Bases 606 to 1616 code for a protein of 336 amino acids. Lineage: Eukaryota; Metazoa; Arthropoda; Insecta; Hemiptera; Aphididae. Gene Ontology annotation, biological process: synapse organization. The transcript has 9 exons.